Molecule: messenger RNA, 1386 nt
Organism: Pangasianodon hypophthalmus (striped catfish)
Lineage: Eukaryota; Metazoa; Chordata; Actinopteri; Siluriformes; Pangasiidae
Product: C-type lectin domain family 4 member M
Exons: 5
Coding region: 73-1020 (315 amino acids)
Biological process (GO): biological process involved in interspecies interaction between organisms
Cellular component (GO): external side of plasma membrane
Molecular function (GO): fucose binding; D-mannose binding
Source: RefSeq, a predicted model, not a curated record
CGCAGCCUGUCAGUCACGUCCACACCGAGACGCAGUAAUUUAAUGUUUUAGUGAGUGUUUUAUAGAUUAGAGAUGUUUCAGUGUUCUUCUGAGCAAGAUGAGAUGACAUUAGUUAUCUAUGAGAUUGCAGACAAUGUAGAAGGUCACGACCCCGACACAGAGAAGGAAGACGCUGACGCAGAGAGACGCCUAGAAGCACAUCACACAGGAGGAGACACUGCACAGAGCAGGUGUUACAGACUGACUGCAGUGUGUCUGCUGCUGCUGUGUGUUCUCCUGCUGACUGCCGUCACAGUGCUGUGGAUCAAAUUCAACAACCUGAAUAUAGAAAACAACCAGCUACAGACCAGAUGCACCAACCCGACUAAAGAGAGAGACCAGUUACAGACCAGUUACAACACCUUGACUAUAGAGAGAGACGAGUUACAGACCAGUUACAACACCUUGACUAGAGAGAGAGACCAGUUACAGACCAGAUACAACACCCUGACUAAAGAGAAAGACCAGCUACAGACCAGAUACAACACCCUGACUAAAGAGAAAGACCAGCUACAGACCAGAUACAACACCCUGACUAAAGAGAGAGACCAGUUACAGAGGGAGAGAGAUGGAUACAUGAGGACACUUCGUGAUUCAUGUAAAGGGUGUUUCUACUUCAAGUCCAGUUUUUACUACAUGUCUAAGGAGCAGAAGGGCUGGGAGGAGAGCAGACAGGACUGCAGUUCGAGAGGAGCAGACCUGGUGAUCAUAAACAGCAGAGAGGAACAGGAGUUCAUCGGUCAGCAGCUGGGCAGCACUGUUGCUUGGAUUGGUCUGAGUGACAGAGAUAGAGAGGGAGAGUGGAAAUGGGUGGACGGUACACCACUGACCACUAAGUAUUGGCGUCCGGGGGAACCGAAUAAUUCAGAUGAUGAGGAUUGUGCUGAGAUUUACUAUUCAGAUUCAAAUAAGGCUGUCUGGAACGACAAUAAAUGCUCUGAGAAACGACACUGGAUCUGUGAGAAACGUCUUUCUCAGUGACGAGUAUUAUUUUAUAAUGAAAAGCACUUAUACACAAAUUGAGCCAAACAUAUACAGUAUAAAAGAAAGUAUUUUGAUGAUAAUUGUGUCUCAGUGUAUGUUCUUGUUUUCUCAGAGUGAACUCAGUAAUCAGUCAGUGACACAAAGUGCACAGAGACUGUUCAUUUCUUUUACUGUAACUCAUAGAUGUAUAUUUCUUAUGAUUCUGAUGCAGUAACUCUGUAGGUCUGUGAUGAUGAACGCAGUAUAAUUGAGAUAAUUGUAUCUGAAGAGUCCAUCUCAGUGUCUCUGACUCUGUUAAAUCAGCAUAAGCCUGCGCUCAAGCAAGAUUGGAUUGAGGUUUAUUAUAUUAUUUUUGAUCCUUGA